This is a messenger RNA of Lolium rigidum, 1233 nucleotides long. RefSeq names its product serpin-Z2A-like. The record is from RefSeq and is a predicted model, not a curated record. The transcript has 2 exons. Lineage: Eukaryota; Viridiplantae; Streptophyta; Magnoliopsida; Poales; Poaceae. The coding region runs from base 1 to 1233 and encodes 410 amino acids. Gene Ontology annotation, molecular function: serine-type endopeptidase inhibitor activity.
AUGGAGAAGGAGGCGAGGCGCCCAAGCAAAAAGGCUCGCGGCACGUCUGGUGGCUCCACCAGCGGCCUGGCGGCGCUCGCGCUCCGGCUGUCAAACAAGCUCGCCGCCUGCGAGGAGCACGAGGGCAAGAACAUCAUGUUCUCGCCGUUGUCCAUCUACACCGCGUUAGGUCUUGUGGCGGCCGGCGCCAAAGGCACCACGCUGGACGAGGUCCUCGCCGUGCUCGGUGCCGUUUCGCGUGACGAGGUCGCGGGAGUCGUGCGAGCCGUGGCGGAAGGCGCCCUCGCCGCCGCCGACGAAGAUCCGUCAAGGCCGCUGGUUGUUACGACCGCGUGCGGUGUGUGGUGUCAGAAGGAUUGGUCGCUCAAGCCGGCCUACCGGCAGGCCGUCGUCGAGUCCUACAAGGCGGAAGUACGCGCCCUUGACUUUGUAAGAAAGGCAGAGGAUUCAAGGGAGGAGAUCAACAGCUGGGUCGCGGAGGCCACGAAGAAACUUAUCACUUCCGUCCUCCCGCCUGGCUCCGUGCACGUCGACACCAGGCUCGUGCUCACCAAUGCCAUCUACUUCAAGGGCGAGUGGGAGAAGGCCUUCCGCCGGAGCGGCACCAAAGAGCACAUGUUCUACCGCCUCGACGGCACUGCCGUCCGCGUGCCAUUCAUGGCCGGAAGCGGAAGCUGCAAGUACAUGGUGUCAUGCUACGACGGAUUCAAGGUGCUCAAGCUCCCGUACAAACAAGGGAAGAACAGCGGUGGCGCACGGUACUCAAUGUGCAUCUUCCUCCCAACCGCGCGGGACGGGCUGCAUAGCCUUACCGACCAGAUGUCGUCUGGCGGCUCAAGUUUCCUGUUUGACCACCUGCCCACGUGGCCAAAGAGCAUGACCAGGUUCGGUCUCCCCAAGUUCAAGUUGUCAUUCUUCUGCAGCAUGAAGGAAGUUCUCAAGAGCUUGGGACUCCGGGCAGCAUUCGGCGACGCCGAUCUGUCUGACAUGGUGGAGGCCAAUUCCGGCAAUAUUUCGGUGGAAGAUGUGUUCCACAAAGCAGUAGUUGAAGUGAACGAAGAAGGAACCGAGGCGGCCGCCUCCACGGCGGUCACAGUGAUUCUUCAGAGCUGCAGACCUCCUAUGGACUUCGUCGCGGACCACCCUUUUGUUUUCUUCAUCGUGGAGGAGGUGUCCGGUGCGGUGCUCUUCACCGGCCACGUCAUUGACCCUUCUAUGAAAACGGACUCAUAA